AUGCGGUUAUCUGCACACGGAGCCAGGAAUUUCCAUCGGCUACUGCUGCUCUUUCUUCUCAUCGAUCAAGGUGUCAUGAGUGAUUUCUUCCUCUUGAGCACACAAGAAGGCUUAUUGGGACGAAUCCAGUCCAUAUCACUUGGAUACAACUUGUCUGGUGUCAUGUCCAUGUUGUUUGAAAUGGUGGAGACGAUGAACUGGAUGAGCGAGAAGAUGCGCUGUCAAGCUAAACGGCUGCUCUUUAACUACGAGACAGUUCUCAUUGGCGAAUUGAUAACAGCAGGAGUAUUGCAGCACUAUCUGACGUCCUUGAGCCGAUCGCAUUUACGAGAUACUGAGCCAGCAGCAGAGAUGAUCUCUCAUUACGUGAUGGGACUUGUUGGUCAUAUUGUACUUGCGUUGGGUUGUCUGGGUAUUAUCGUCGCUACCAGAGCCAUCGGAGCCAUAGUGUUCGUGAAGCUACAAUUCGGUACUCUGCGUGUCUUAACGAACACUUGCUCGGUGGAUGCUGCACUGGGGGCACGGAGUAAGCUGAUUCUGCUGAGUGGGUACAUUUGGGAGAACGAGGAGCUGUACUACAAACCAAGUGUGUUGAAAGCGCUGGGUGUCUUGAAAGCGGUUGAUCCUGAUGGUUACGAGUGUUUUGUGCACACGCAACUGCACUGGAUUGCCAUUCCACAAGACAAUCUAGUCGUUCUAGGGACAGUGGCGAAUAAGAGAGUGGAGCCAUGUCCGGAGCGUCUGUGUUCGGGUGUCGUGAGUUUAUUUGAUCACGCACUGGGUGGCUCUGCUGGCAACGUCCUUGGGGAUGAGAGGUUACUCCAGGACCGACACCAGCAAAGAUCAAGGUUCGAGCUGUAA
Phytophthora nicotianae INRA-310 is the source of this 861-nucleotide messenger RNA. RefSeq lists its product as hypothetical. Bases 1 to 861 code for a protein of 286 amino acids. The transcript is spliced from 2 exons. NCBI's taxonomy places the organism in Eukaryota, Oomycota, Peronosporomycetes, Peronosporales, Peronosporaceae. The record is from RefSeq and is a predicted model, not a curated record.